This is a messenger RNA of Coniosporium apollinis CBS 100218, 693 nucleotides long. RefSeq lists its product as uncharacterized. Gene Ontology annotation, molecular function: protein binding. The coding region runs from base 1 to 693 and encodes 230 amino acids. Lineage: Eukaryota; Fungi; Ascomycota; Dothideomycetes. Gene Ontology annotation, cellular component: nucleus; cytoplasm. The record is from RefSeq and is a predicted model, not a curated record. Gene Ontology annotation, biological process: proteasome regulatory particle assembly. The transcript has 4 exons.
AUGGGCCUACGGAUGGAAGAUCUACACACUCCCACUGUGGCCGCGGGCCCCACCUCGGGCCGCUCAUCGAACGGCGCAGCGAAAGAUGGGCUUCCCUUGACAGAGCUUAUAGCGGAGAAAGAGCGGGUGGAGAGCGAGCUUCUGGCGCUGGGCUCUCACGGCGUCAACAUGAACACGAGCCUGACAACCUUUGAUGGAUACCCUAGAGACGACAUCGAUGUUGCGCAGAUACGGACGACCAGGGCGCGAAUCAUACAUCUGAAGAACGACUACAAAGAUCUGAUGAACAGGAUAGAAGCUGGUCUACACGCACAUCACGCCUCCGCAGCGGCGGCAAACACAUCCCGACCCGAACGGCAAGCAACCACUGCAGGCUCCAAUACAUCCGGUCGAGAAGCCCUUGAGGCACCCUUCGCGAAAGUCAACAGCGUUGUGCCUGACAGUCCGGCGGACACUGCUGGGCUGAAGGCAGGUGACAGCGUACUGCGAUUUGGAACGGCAACUUGGAUGAAUCACGAGAAGCUCAGCAAGGUGGCAGAGGUCGUCUCACAGAACGAAGGACGGCCCAUAUCCGUAAAGGUUUCGAGAAGGGAUCCGAGUAGUGGCUCCACGCAAGAGCUCCAGAUGUUUCUGACGCCACGACGGAACUGGGGCGGCAGGGGAUUGCUAGGCUGCCAUCUUCUGCCGCUGUAG